Messenger RNA from Rhinolophus ferrumequinum (greater horseshoe bat), 9221 nucleotides. It is a transcript of the gene ERC1, whose product is annotated as ELKS/RAB6-interacting/CAST family member 1. The record is from RefSeq and is a predicted model, not a curated record. The transcript has 20 exons. Gene Ontology annotation, molecular function: structural constituent of presynaptic active zone. Gene Ontology annotation, cellular component: cytoskeleton of presynaptic active zone. Bases 416 to 3787 code for a protein of 1123 amino acids. Gene Ontology annotation, biological process: maintenance of presynaptic active zone structure; regulation of synaptic plasticity; neuromuscular synaptic transmission. NCBI's taxonomy places the organism in Eukaryota, Metazoa, Chordata, Mammalia, Chiroptera, Rhinolophidae.
CGUACUGUGGCGGCGGCGGCGGCGGCUGUAGUGGUGGUGGCGGCAUUGGCGGCGGUGGCGGCGCCCGGGCGGCAUCAGCAGCAACAGCAGCCCUGAAGAGGGUGAGACGGCCGCGGUGGCGGCAGGUCGGAAGUCAGGCGGGACCUAGAGCUUCCCGCCUGUCGCUGGCCGAGGCUUUUUUGCCUUUUCGUACCCUGCUUCUUCCUCCCGGCCCUGGCUAGGGCAGGGCAGCGCGCCCCCGGGGAGGGGCGGAGCUGUAGAUAUGGUGUAAGAUAUUUCUUCAGGAGUGGACAGCUGAGGACCUGUCAUUUCUGAUAAGCCUUAAGCAGAAUCACAGCCAUAGAGAAACCUCACGGAGUUCCAUAUUUUGCUUCUGCUUUACACCUUUCCUGGCACCUCAGUUCAUCUUGCAACCAUGUAUGGAAGUGCUCGCUCAGUUGGGAAGGUGGAACCGAGCAGCCAGAGCCCUGGGCGUUCUCCGAGGCUUCCACGUUCCCCUCGCCUGGGUCAUCGUCGGACCAAUAGUACAGGAGGAAGUUCUGGAAGCAGUGUCGGAGGUGGUAGUGGGAAAACUCUUUCAAUGGAGAAUAUCCAAUCCUUAAAUGCUGCCUAUGCCACGUCUGGCCCUAUGUAUCUAAGUGACCAUGAAAAUGUGGGUUCAGAAACUCCUAAAAGCACCAUGACCCUUGGCCGUUCUGGGGGACGUCUGCCUUACGGUGUUCGGAUGACUGCUAUGGGCAGUAGCCCCAACAUAGCCAGCAGUGGGGUCGCUAGUGACACCAUAGCAUUUGGAGAGCAUCACCUCCCUCCCGUGAGCAUGGCGUCCACCGUUCCCCACUCUUUGCGUCAGGCCAGAGAUAACACAAUCAUGGAUCUGCAGACACAGCUGAAGGAAGUGUUAAGGGAAAAUGAUCUCUUGCGGAAGGAUGUGGAAGUCAAGGAGAGCAAAUUGAGUUCUUCAAUGAAUAGCAUCAAGACCUUCUGGAGCCCAGAGCUGAAGAAAGAACGAGCCCUCAGAAAAGAUGAAGCUUCCAAAAUCACUGUUUGGAAGGAACAGUAUAGAGUUGUGCAGGAGGAAAACCAGCACAUGCAGAUGACAAUCCAGGCUCUCCAGGAUGAAUUACGGAUUCAGAGGGACCUCAACCAGCUGUUUCAGCAAGAUAGUAGCAGCAGGACUGGUGAACCCUGUGUGGCAGAGCUGACGGAGGAGAACUUCCAGAGGCUCCACGGUGAGCACGAAAGGCAGGCCAAAGAGCUGUUCCUUCUUCGAAAGACUCUGGAGGAAAUGGAGCUGCGUAUUGAGACUCAGAAGCAAACCCUAAAUGCUCGGGAUGAAUCCAUCAAGAAGCUUCUGGAGAUGUUGCAGAGCAAAGGACUUUCUGCUAAGGCAACUGAGGAAGACCAUGAGAGAACAAGACGGCUGGCAGAGGCUGAGAUGCACGUCCACCACCUAGAAAGCCUUUUGGAGCAGAAGGAAAAAGAGAACAAUAUGCUGAGAGAGGAGAUGCAUCGGAGAUUUGAGAAUGCCCCUGAUUCUGCUAAGACAAAAGCUCUGCAAACUGUUAUUGAAAUGAAGGAUUCCAAAAUUUCCUCUAUGGAGCGUGGGCUCCGGGACUUGGAAGAGGAAAUUCAGAUGCUGAAAUCCAAUGGUGCUUUGAGUACUGAAGAACGAGAGGAAGAAAUGAAGCAAAUGGAGGUCUAUCGGAGCCAUUCUAAAUUUAUGAAAAAUAAGGUAGAGCAACUGAAGGAGGAACUAAGUUCGAAAGAGGCUCAAGGGGAGGAGCUGAAAAAGAGAGCGGCUGGUCUUCAGGCUGAGGUCUUUGCCAUUGGUCAGGUGAAGCAGGAGUUGUCCAGGAAGGACACAGAACUACUAGCUCUGCAGACAAAGCUAGAAACGCUCACGAACCAGUUCUCAGACAGUAAGCAGCACAUCGACGUCCUGAAGGAGUCCUUGACCGCGAAGGAGCAGAGGGCUGCCAUCCUCCAGACCGAGGUGGAUGCUCUCCGAUUGCGUUUGGAAGAGAAGGAAACCAUGCUGAAUAAGAAGACAAAACAGAUUCAGGAUAUGGCUGAGGAGAAGGGAACACAAGCUGGAGAGAUACAUGACCUCAAGGACAUGCUGGAUGUGAAGGAGCGGAAGGUCAACGUCCUUCAGAAGAAGAUUGAAAAUCUCCAAGAGCAGCUUAGAGAUAAGGAAAAGCAGAUGAGCAGCUUGAAGGAGCGAGUCAAGUCCUUGCAGGCCGACACCACCAACACGGACACUGCCCUGACCACCCUGGAGGAGGCCUUGGCCGAGAAAGAGCGAACAAUUGAACGCUUAAAGGAACAGCGGGACCGAGAUGAGCGAGAGAAGCAAGAAGAAAUUGAUAACUACAAAAAAGAUCUUAAAGACUUGAAAGAAAAAGUCAGCCUACUGCAAGGCGACCUCUCAGAGAAAGAGGCUUCACUCUUGGAUCUGAAGGAACAUGCUUCUUCCCUGGCUUCCUCAGGACUGAAAAAGGACUCACGGCUAAAGACACUAGAGAUUGCUUUAGAGCAGAAGAAGGAGGAAUGUCUGAAAAUGGAAUCCCAGUUGAAAAAGGCGCAUGAGGCAACAUUGGAAGCCAGAGCCAGUCCAGAGAUGAAUGAUCGAAUACAGCAGUUGGAGAGAGAGAUUGCUAGGUACAAAGAUGAGUCUAGCAAGGCCCAGGCAGAAGUUGACCGCCUCUUGGAAAUCUUGAAGGAGGUGGAAAACGAGAAGAAUGACAAAGAUAAGAAGAUCGCUGAAUUGGAAAGUCUCACCUCAAGGCAGGUGAAAGACCAGAAUAAGAAGGUUGCAAAUCUGAAGCACAAGGAACAGGUGGAGAAGAAGAAGAGCGCGCAGAUGCUCGAGGAGGCGCGGCGAAGGGAGGACAACCUCAAUGACAGCUCCGCACAGCUGCAGGACAGUCUCCGUAAGAAGGAUGACAGAAUUGAAGAGCUGGAAGAAGCACUAAGAGAAAGUGUACAGAUAACUGCAGAGCGAGAAAUGGUGCUAGCACAAGAGGAAUCAGCCAGGACCAAUGCUGAAAAACAGGUGGAGGAGUUACUGAUGGCCAUGGAGAAAGUAAAGCAGGAACUAGAGUCCAUGAAAGCAAAGCUGUCCUCUACUCAGCAAUCUCUGGCAGAAAAAGAAACUCAUUUGACCAAUCUUCGGGCAGAGAGAAGGAAACACUUAGAGGAAGUUCUGGAGAUGAAGCAAGAAGCUCUUCUGGCUGCCAUUAGUGAAAAAGAUGCCAACAUAGCUCUUUUGGAGCUUUCAUCCUCUAAGAAAAAGACCCAAGAGGAGGUGGCUGCACUAAAGCGGGAGAAGGACCGUCUGGUGCAGCAGCUCAAGCAGCAGACACAAAAUCGAAUGAAGCUAAUGGCCGACAACUAUGAGGAUGACCACUUCAAAUCCUCCCAUUCCAAUCAAAGCAAUCACAAACCCUCCCCAGACCAGAUCAUCCAGCCCCUCUUAGAACUUGACCAAAAUAGAAGCAAAUUAAAAUUGUAUAUUGGACACCUGACAGCCCUCUGCCAUGAUCGAGACCCCCUGAUCCUUCGUGGGCUCACCCCACCAGCUUCCUAUAACUUAGACGAUGACCAGGCAACUUGGGAAAAUGAGCUGCAGAAGAUGACCCGGGAACAGCUUCAGAAUGAGUUAGAAAAGGGUGAGCGGGACAACGCAGAGCUCCAGGAGUUUGCCAACACCAUUCUUCAGCAGAUAGCAGACCAUUGUCCCGACAUCCUGGAGCAGGUGGUCAACGCAUUGGAAGAGUCCUCCUGACCCUGCUCCGUGGGGAGUGGCCCAGCAGCCCUGAACCAGGAGCCGAGGAAAGAGAACUGCAGAAAGAAACAGGCACCCUGAACCUUCUUGGCACCAAACUAACACUACGAACUCUACUCUGCUUUGGUUAGUCCUGCAGGUGGGAUUCCAGCACCAUUUUGACAUCUGUCAUCCUGCUCUGCCUUUCUACUUUGGAUGUUGUCUCUACACUUGUUUGCUUGAUGUCCAGGGUGGGUAAGUGGCUACGUCUCCAGGAAGAACUGACAUCCAGUCAUCAGCAGCGGAGCACUCAGGAUGCUGAUGGCUAUGCCUUCAUAGGGGGACGUGGAGUCAGGAGCUUCCUACCUUCUGUCCUUGGCAUGAGAGCUAAAGCUGGAGUUCAACAUACUGAGAGAACGCGUUCCCACGGACCAGAGAGCUGAGUGUUCUAAUGUCACAAUAGGUGCUUUCUCCUAAAAGGGUCAAAACAAAAUCUCAAAAGGGUAGUAUUAGAAAAAGAGGGGGAAAGAGAGAACAAGGACAAAGAGAAAAACGACUCCCCUUCUUGCUGUCUCCUUCACUUCCCUUCCUCAGGCAGCUGCGAGCUGGCCUCUUGAUGACUGGGUGAGCGCAGCCCCCAUCCCUGUCUCUCACCCACCUUGCCCUUCCCGUCCGCCUGGUAACAAGCAGCUGGUGGCAACAGUUCUUUGCCGAGUCCCUCUGGUUUAAGACCUUUGACCUUAUACUUAGUUUGUCAGACCAUGUUCUCAAAUUGAAGGAGGAGAGGGUUUGACAUGAGGCACUGCCCUCAGCAGCUCUGCUUCUGUACAAGGGGAGCAGUUGGGUCAGGCGGGUUUCUCCUGAGCCGCUCUCCCAGCACAGUGUAGGCCCCUAAGCCCCGGAGGAUUGCUUCUGCCUUCCCAGCGCCGUGCUCCAAGCUCCUGCAGCCCAGCAUUACUGAGUUUCUGACUCACCUCCCACCCUUAGGGUUUUACUCUUGAUUUGCACUCCCAGAUCCAUAGCGUCGUGCAUCGCCUGGAAACUCCUUCUGGCACAAAUGAAUGUUUCUCGUCCCACACACAUUCCUUCCUCCAUUCUUUCAUUCAGGGAAUAUUUGUGAAAUGCCUACUGUUUGCAAGUCAGUGUUAGGCACUCAUCCUCACAAAAAGUGAAGGACAGAUGUAAAGGACGCUGAGACAUACCUGGGUGAGUCAGAGCAGUACGAGGCAUACCCUUCCCCUCCCCCACCUUAAUAGAAGGUAUUCUUCCCAGAAAAAUCUUUCAGAGAUCAGCACUUCUCGUUUCUCACUGUAAUGGAAUUGAUGGGUUUGGGGCAGGGGCCGACUCACUGACCUGCCUGCAGGAUCCCAUUUGGUGAUCCAGGAUUUUUGUUUAUUGUUGUUCCCCGGAAAGAGCCUACUGUGUAGGGGCCAUAAUGGAGUUUUCUUAGUACAUCUGUGCGCACCUCGUGGAACUUGGCCGGCUCCAUGUCACAAAUCAGGAAAUCGACCCCAAAGUUGCAAAUCCAGGUGAAGGUAUUAGCAUUUUAAAGGGCAUUUUUCCCAAGCAUAGGCAAUGGCAGUCGUCAGUACUCAGGCACCGGGAAGUAAACCACUUAACCCAAACGCAGGCCUUUGCCUCUGCAGCCAGACACCUCCCAGACAGCCCCAGCUCCUGAUAAGAUUGCUGAGCUGAAUGUCUUUGUCUUGGUUUUCUCCUCCCCCUCCCCCAGUUACUCACCCAGAGACACUGACGCUGCCUGUAAAGUCAUCACAGCCGUCAGCAUCUUCCCACAGCAGCCAUGACUGUCUCGUUCACUUAUAUGGUCAAAUCUCCAGCUGCCCCGAUUCCCUGCUGUAAAACAAUCUCUCCCUGUGAGAAGCUGUAGAGUGUUCCUUAUCGAAGGUUUAAAUGGACUCUGCUCGUAAACUUCUUACUGAGAUACUUCCUGAUAGCCAGACUGGCCAGAGUGGGGGUGCAAGGGUUCGAUAAUAAGCGGUGGUCAUUCGUGGUCAAUUACCUCACUUCCACGUAUGUAUUGCACGACCCAUAAAUCAUGUAGAAAGCCCAGCGUUUUAGGCUGGAGUAGUAGACUCUCACUUUAGCUACCUUACUGCAAAGAGCUGAGGUAUGACAAUAACACCCUUCGCAAGACUAGAGCAGAACAAAGAACGCAGGAAAAGAGCCAUGCCCAAAGAAGUGGCCUGGCCUGGUUGGCUGGCUGGUUGGCUGGCUGGCUGGCUGGCUGUUCUCCACUGGUCUGAUAAGGGGAGGCAUCGGUCAGGUCUCUCUGGAUCCCUCUGGUUCUGCCUUUACAAUCAAUUACAGGACCUGCCCCUCUUGCCGCCUUGGCACGUGACGCUGUCUGCAUCUCCUUCCCUUCACUUUUCAUUCCAGCCCUUCCUAUUGCUUCCCCUCUGAAACCUUAUGGAAGUCCUCUGGACCAGUGCUUCUGAGAAGAAACAUUUCUGGGGCAGACAUCUGUGUGGUCUCUACAAGCCAUAGCAGGGGAUCUCAUUGAUCCUCCCGAGUCUUGCCAACGGCUCUGGGAACUGUUUGGUCCUAGAUGAAGACAGACUCUGGCUAAAGUUUAAUGGUGAGCAUGACCUGCAUUUAUAUUACAGAGACAAAGUGAAUCGCAUUUCUAGCAUUUAAAGUAUCUUAUUGAGUUUAGAUCAUUCAUUGAGCCAACUUUUACUAAAUGCACAACUCCCAUCACACAAGGACUUGUCAUUUAGUGACCCUCUUAUGGUAUUCAAGGUUUCACAAGGUCACACAACUAUUACCAAAAAUGUCUGUGGCCUUGACAGGUCACUGCACGUUGCCUGUAAUGUUCACCAAACUCAUCAUUCCGUUGGCAAGUCUAGUUUCCCCUUAACACCUAAAGACCUAUACCCCCAAAUCAAGGUCAUCAUAAGGGGACAACAAGAAGAAAAACGGGUAGAAUCCAACUUGGGGCUCAGGACUAAAGAAAUACAACAUGACUUUCAUCUUUUCACAUACUUCUGUCCCAGGCACUCAUUAAGUUCCUGAUGAAGUAUCUGAAUUGAGAUUUGCAAGGAGUUGGAUACCAUUUGAAGUAAAAAAGACUUUAAAUGGGCUUUAACAUAUUAAGAAAUAAGAAAAGGAAUCCCCAAAGCCAUCCCAGUUCUAACCUUUGACCUCGUACAUUGCUAUCUAAAGAUCUAAGUUCUUUUCUCUCUUCCUUACACUUGGGCUUUUAGAAUACUAGUAAGGCAGACCGGACCCAAGGCCACCUUCAGUGUCACUAUUGGCAAUGUGAAUUGGCACUUUUUGUCAGUAAAAGUCUGCUUGGUUUUUCCAUGAGGAGCUCAUUGGCUCACCCACUCCUGAGAGAGAGAGAAGAGCAAGAGGAAGUCAUCACAACGUUUUAGACAACGGCUAACCUAAUCCCUCCCCUGUAGAGGGUCAAGAUUGGUGUUUGGAUUUGCUGCUGGGGAGUCCUGCUAAUCCCAGUGCCAUCCUGCCCUCUUGUCUGACCCCGCUGCUUACACAUAGGCCACCCUCAGGGUCUUGGAGGAAAGAGCAAGGCAAGGAGGAUGGAACAUGACCCUCCCUUGGCACGCCCUAAGUUUUGGUGGUCCCCAUCUGUCAGCACUGUCAGUACUUUCCAUGUCUGCCUCUCUGGUCUCACCUCCCCACCAGCUCAGAACUGUGGAAAAGGAGAUGCAGUGCAGCCCGCUGCCCUGUGCAAAGCCUGCGAGGCCACGCAUCCAUCACUGCCAGUCCAGUAACUUGAACCAUUCAAAGAAACAUUUUAAGAGAAUCUGGAGUUUCCCCCAUGUGAACUAAGGGAAUAUUUGGGCAAGAAAAAAAACAGACAUUACAGGGAAAUCCUUCUGAACAAAAUGGCUGUCUUUACUUACUCUUUUUAAGCAAAUACUGUUUCCAAACUUUUUAGUGUCGAAGCUGUAACCAAGUGUCUCCUGAUUUUUUUUCCAAUGUGUUUAGCGAGUGCUGUGAUCCUAUUGUAGGUCUUUCUCCUCCUGACUCUUUUGGGGGAGAGAUGGUUUUAGGGAUUGAUUUGGGGGGAGCGGGUGUUUGUCCCAUCCCACCUCCUUCUGUUUCUCUGCUUGUCAAUAUUGUCUGUGUGGCUCAGAGAAUUGGGACAGUUACGUUGUUGUGUCCGUUGUUGAGAUUAUUAAGAUAUUAAAAAGUAGUUGUAGAACUAAAAAAAUUAAAGAGCUGUGUUUUUAAAAAAUGCAAACCAAUACCAUGUUAAAGGAAUUCAAGCUAUGGGGCAGCCAAACUCCUCCCCUCCUCCCAAGUCGGCUGAGGUGGUAGUUGGGCUGGCCACUUGGGAAGCACAGGGCCACACUCCAGGUAGGUGACUGCCUGGCUAAGAGACAGCUGCUGAGGAAAAGGAACAGAAUCUGGGGCUCAGAGAAUCCCCAUUGUGCCAGUGUUUUCCUUACAUCCUCAGGACCUCUGGGUAGAACUUUUACAGUUUGCGACCCCAUUACCACCCUCACCCCACGUUGGUCCUGGCUCAGUGUGCCUAAUACUGUGUGGUAACCUGGGCCUGACUCUGAAGCCCCACACCUGGCAGCAGCCCCGUACAGGUCACAGAACCUCUUUCCUGCCCACUUGGUGCUAUAUCAUCCAGUGACCCAUCCAACAUGGGCCAGGCACUGGCCAACCCAGAGCCUGCAAUCCAGGUGAAUGAGUUGUACUCAGAUCUCAGUUCCUUCUGGCUUCAGUCCCUAGAUUCUUUCCCUUGAAGCUUUUACACCCCAGAUCUCCUGGGCCCGGGCUGUCUCUGUUGGCCCCCGAGGUACCACGGUUUGGAAAGGAAGUGAACCCAACUGAAGCCAGAGGAUCCAGGCGUGGGCCAGAGCAAGCCCUCUGAGCCCAGCGCCCAUUUCCACACCACACCAGUAUUGUAUCAUCCUCCAGUGCCGCUAGGCCCCUGAGGGUGGCACACCACCGUGCUGGCCCGCCUGCCCCAUCAGGACUAGCCCAGAAACCUCCCAGUACACCAGGAUGUCCAGGAUGGAGAUGGGUCUCCCUGGGACUCGCGCCCCUCCGCUGCAGAAGGGAAGUGCUGCACUUUAGCGAGGAGCUGAGGAGCGGGUACUGACUCCUUGUAGCUUGAGUUCCUUUUGGUGACAGUAGCAGCUGCAAUGGUGGUGUCUGUGAUGCAAAUGCACCCGCUGCCUUCCAGUGUGCGUGCGUGCACGUGUGCGUGCGUGCGUGCAUGCUUGCGUGUGCGUGCGGGUGUGCAUGUGCACGUGAGUGUGUGUGUGUGAGUGUGUGUGUGUGUGUGUGUGUGUGUGUGAUGGCCCAUCGUGUUACUGACAGGAUGAUGACACUACAAAGAAAUUGUGUUAUAGUCAACUUGCCUUGAUAAUUAUUGUAAACACUUUGUUCAUUUUUUUCUUUUUUAUUCACAAACUAAAUCCAUUGGGAAAUUAUAAAGUUAUUUAAAAAUUGA